Eriocheir sinensis (Chinese mitten crab) is the source of this 3537-nucleotide messenger RNA. RefSeq names its product secretory carrier-associated membrane protein 1-like. Gene Ontology annotation, biological process: protein transport. The record is from RefSeq and is a predicted model, not a curated record. Gene Ontology annotation, cellular component: recycling endosome membrane; trans-Golgi network membrane. The coding region runs from base 127 to 1206 and encodes 359 amino acids. The transcript has 10 exons. Lineage: Eukaryota; Metazoa; Arthropoda; Malacostraca; Decapoda; Varunidae.
UUUCAGCGAGGAGGUAUUUCUCGGAGCAGCGGCGGCGGACGUCGGGCGGCAGCUGGCAACACUGAGCGGCCACAACAGAUCGACAAGGCUCUGUGGAUGUCUCUCUUAUGACACAAUUCCAGCGCAAUGUCUAACUUCGACGACAACCCCUUCGCCGACCCUUUCUCGGAGCCCUCCAUCCAGCAGGCGACCCGCAACACAACAAGUGGCCUGGAGGAGUAUGACCCCUUCAGUGGCAAGCCAGCCACCCAAAAUGUUCCAACAACUCAAAUUGGCAAUACAGGGAACCCACCCAACUAUGUACAGCCCACCGUAGGAAUGGGUGGGCAGCCGGCAGUAGUCAACUCCACACCCGCACCGGCCAACCCUCCAGCCUACACACCAUCAGCCCAGCAGCAGGUCACCACAGCAGAGUUCCAGAGGCGGCAGGAAGAACUUGAAAGAAAGGCUGAAGAAUUAGCCCGAAAGGAAGAGGAGCUGAAGAAUGCUGGAAAUGGGACCGCUCGGCAGGACAACUGGCCGCCACUGCCAACCUUCUGCCCGGUUGGACCGUGCUUCUACCAAGACAUCAAUGUUGAUAUUCCUUUGGAAUUCCAGAAAAUUGUCCGCAUGCUUUAUUACCUAUGGAUGUUCCAUGUGUUGAUGCUGAUGCUGAACAUCCUUGGAGGACUGAGCAUGUUCAUCGCCCUCUCUGACGGGGCAACCUUUGGCCUGGCCAUUGUCUAUUUCUUCAUCUUCACUCCAUUUUCUUAUGUAUGCUGGUUCAGGCCAGUCUACAAGGCAUUCAGGAGUGACAGCUCCUUCAACUUCAUGGUGUUCUUCUUUGUCUUCUUCUGCCAACUGGUUGUGAGCAUCAUCAAUGCUAUUGGAAUUCCAUCAACAGGCAGCUGCGGCUUCAUCCUGGGACUAUCCACUUUGGCCACCGACAAUUCCCCAGCAAAUUACAUUGUUGGGAUCAUUGUGUUCAUGAUCGCUCUGGGUUUUGCAGCAGUGGCUGCUAUUGAUGCCAUCCUCCUCAUUAAGGUGCACCGCAUCUAUCGUAGCACUGGGGCCAGCUUUGCCAAGGCCCAGGCUGAGUUCUCCCAAGGUGUGAUGAGAAAUGAGCACGUCCAGAGCGCGACAGCCAACGCAGCAUCAGCAGUAAUACGUAAUCAGAUGAACCAAGCCACCACUCCAGGCACCAAUUCUACAAGUCCACGCUUCUAAGAGUUGCUGACUUAAGAUUGGUACCCAAGUCUGAUAGCAGCCAAUCCUGAGACUAGAGGCCAUGAGUAGCCUCCUCUGUGUCCAAAUCCUUGGUAUUGUUGCCUCAUGAUUUGCCAGGAAUAGAAGAAUUGUAUAGGCCCUAUUGUCCUCACAUAUUAUUCUACUUGUAAAGUUCAUUAAAGGCAUCUUGUGCUGUGGGUUUAACAAACUUUUGUGGUAACAAGGAGUCUGCUUUCUUUUGUGUGUGUGAUUUAUAGAAAUGAUGUAAACCAAGACUAUGAUAUGCUGGUUUACCCAUAUUUCAGGGUUUAGUGUUGUGCACAGCUUAAGAGUGCAGGUCCUGCUGGCUUGGGAGCAGGCUGAUUCAUUAUAUCUUUUGUCUGAUUAUUGACAAAUUCUUCCUACUCUUCCUUAUUAAUGAGUAUUUGGCCUUAAUGUAUGUACUUAAGAGGUUGCCAUCACAUUGUCCCUUUGACCAUACUUGUCAUUACAUAGGGUAAGUUAGGUAAAUAAUAGUUGACAGAUAUGAUUAGGGGGAAGAAGCUUAGUAAAAGGAAGGUAAUUUUUAUUAGAUAUAUUUAUGAUGAUACAGAGAUGGCAAAUCAAAAUUGGCAGUGUCUUGUAUUUGAAAUUUUAUGGGGAUGACAAUAUAGGGGAAGAAGGUUACCGAUACUGUUGCAAGAUCAGCUUAUAACAAUAAUGGGUGGUUCGGUUGCUAAGGUAGUAUGCAAAUAAUAUUGAUAAUAUUUAUAACUACAUUUGGAAAAUAUAAUUUCCUGGGAAACUGAAAGAAGUUGGUGACAAAAUAGUCAUUGAAAAUGAGUUGUAUGGGAGGGUGUAGAAUAUUCAUCUAUAGUAGUACAAUAGAGCAUUAGAGUUUUACAAUAAUGCUGCUACAUAAAUAAGUAUGGCUCCAUUCCUGUUUGUGCAAAUACUUCAUACACUAAUGUUUCCAAGAUAAUACGUAUUUGUCGCAUGUUUGUACAGAAGCACGUAAGGAACUGGGAUGAAAGUUGUUUUCAAAUCUGACAUACUCUAAAGAAUAACAAGAUUAGUAUAGAAGCAUGUGUAGAGAAAUGUGAUAAAAAUUAUUCAUACAUCUGGCAUACUUGUAUUGAUGGUUGGAACAUUGAAAGAGCUAAAGAAGUGUGGGAAGUAAUUAGAUGGCAGUGAUGAAAUUGUGGAGAGGUUCCAUAGAGAGUGUCUUUAGGCAGGUGUGACUCAUCCAACAGCUACCUUGGUUGUUGAUGCAUGGGUGAGGAAGGGAUACAUUUCAGUGGUUAAAGAAGCAGCCAGUUAUGAAGUCUAAAGGUUGCGUUAUGAAAAUGUUCUUUGCAGCACAUAAUUAUCUUUUGCUCAUGAGGUACAUAAUAUCUUACUUCUGGUUACAAUAUAUGAAUUAGCAUUUAUUUUUAUAUACACAUUCUCCCAAGAUCACUGACAUUCAUAAAGUACUUAGGUUUACCUAAACCCCUACUUUACUUCACCUUUAUGCAUGUCAGUGUUUAUGGAAGAAAUUUUGUUUCUGAAAAGGAAAAUGUGAUAUAAUUUAUAUGACAUAUUGAAGUCAGUUUCUCAGCAAAUUACUGUAUUAUGGCUAAUCUGUUCUCAUUACUUUGCACUUCCUCAGUUCUUUAGUUGUUAGUUCAUGUAUAUUGCUGAAGGCAUUGUUCCUUGUUCAGCAAUAUCUGAAUCUGCACAAGGAAGGACCAUCAACAGUUAAAUGAUUUACUCUUAAGAUUUUGUUGAAUGAAAUUUGAUAGUAAAGUUUAUAAACCAAGGUUUGACUGUUAAUGGAUGCUUGUGUGAGCAUAUUAAUUAUUAGCAGUUUGCCAUAGAAAUGUACAUAGUGCCAGUGUUGAUUGAGAUGUUUAUCCAAAUAUAUACCAUGGAGAACUUGGGAAUAGACUUUUGCUAAUAGGAAAUAUAGUUUCAGUAAUAUUGAAAUACUUGAGAUACUCUUGAGUUGUUCAGUGUGGAGAGGAUAAGUUUUAGAAACUGAUGAUACAGUUCAUUUAGUUUUAAGUUUUAGCUAAAAAAAAAUGGCCUUUCUUUGUAAUAAAAAAUUUUUUUUGCUUGUUGCAUUACUAUUCUUUAGAAUCAUAUUGCUGCAUGAUGGCUGUGUAACUGUUGAAAAUUAAAUGCAUACUCUGCAUAGCUUCAUAAACUGAAAUCUGGGCAGAUAAAUGUAUGUGAAGGUGAUGGAAGGUGUAACGAAGUUGGUCAAUCCUGUAUCUUUCAGUCCAGGGUGUAUUUAUCCAAUUCUAUACAAUAGUUUGGAAUUUUGGAUAAAAUAUGAAUAUAUAUAAAUAUGUAUAUUGUAAGUGUGAA